Messenger RNA from Fusarium venenatum, 933 nucleotides. RefSeq lists its product as uncharacterized. Gene Ontology annotation, biological process: tetrahydrofolate interconversion. Lineage: Eukaryota; Fungi; Ascomycota; Sordariomycetes; Hypocreales; Nectriaceae. Gene Ontology annotation, cellular component: cytosol. Gene Ontology annotation, molecular function: methylenetetrahydrofolate dehydrogenase (NADP+) activity; methenyltetrahydrofolate cyclohydrolase activity. The record is from RefSeq and is a predicted model, not a curated record.
AUGGACGCCGUUGAGCUGCUGACUCUCCCCUGGGCGCUCCAGGACGCGUCCGCACGUCUUCUCACGGGAGACCUAGUCGUGCAUGACAUUGACCGCUGGUGUCAUCGAAAAGCUGAGAAGGGUGGCAUCAAACCAGUCAUGGCCGUUCUCUUUUUCAACACAGGCGAUGAUGCAGUAGACUAUGUCAAGAUCAAGGCUCACGUUGCUGCACGAGCUGGCGUCAGCUAUUGGGUAUACGAGAUGCCCAUCGACGCGUCUACAAAACAGGUCGAAAGCCAAGUCGAAAAGCUAAACAAGAACCCUCGAAUCCACGGGAUCCUCAUACAGCGCCCGUUACCUCAGCAGCUAAAUGAACCAGAAGUCAUGGCGUCUAUCAACCCUAUGAAAAAUAUUGAGGAGUACACUAAAGGUCGGCCUAACAACAUUGCUGCCGACGCCUUGAUCCGCUUGUUGGCGAGAUAUGGGCUACUAGGGUCGGCACAGCAAGCCAGAAUUCAGAUUGUUGGUUUCGGGAAUAUCAUUACGGAAGAGUUCAUCCAGCAGUUAAAGGGACAAUUCCCCUAUGUGAGCUGGUCUAAAGACUUCGAUCCAUCUUUUGAUGCUACUCCAGACAAACAUGAAGCUCUUCAGGAGGAAGUCAAGUCACCACGCGUUUCUAUCAUCAUCUCGGAACUGCAUCGCGGACCCGGUUUCAUCAAAGCAUCCAUGGUCAAACCUGAAGUCGGUGUCUUGGUUGAUCUUGGCUUCUAUGUUACAGAAAAAGGCGUCAUCGGCGACGUGAGCCACUCUCUCUUUGACAGAAGCGAUCUAGCAAUUGCACCAACACCAGGAGGAGUCCUUCCCAUCUUAUUGUGGAUUAUGAUGGAGCGGACAAUUAAGGCCAAGCAAAUAAUUGCAAAGGAAGAGAUGCAAGGGUGCUGUUGCAAUAUGUGA